Messenger RNA from Dicrocoelium dendriticum, 465 nucleotides. The record is from the annotation of a GenBank genome assembly. Lineage: Eukaryota; Metazoa; Platyhelminthes; Trematoda; Plagiorchiida; Dicrocoeliidae.
AUGCCUAUAGAUUGUGUGUUUUUAUUCCAGAAGCUCAAUCACUCUACGUACACGGACAAAAUCACUUGGAAGAUGCAUAUGCUAACUCUAUUUUGCCUUCUAACUUGUUUGCUUGGCGUCACCAGCGACUUCGUGUCAAUUACGAUUGGAGUGGACCGCAGACCAUACUCUGACUUCAUGAAUCAAACAAUUGGAUCAACCGUGGAGUUACACUGUAGAAACCAACGUUCGGUUUUUAAACUGGAUUCAGAAGCGGACUGCCGUCUUGACCGAUGGUUCUAUGAUCCCCAAACAAUGGAAUUAACGUGUGUAUGUAAAAUGCGUGACGUGAAGUUCAUGAGCAGCAACUUGAUGCAAGAUGGCGAUUCACCAGCCUUUAUGGCAAUCCCGGAAGAUCGGUUUGCUGAGGCAUAUGAACUGGAAAUUUUAACCACAUCGGACGAUAAGGAUACUGUUCUUAAUCUA